AACUACUUCCAUUUCUUCCUACCUCGAAGACAUUACCUAUUUAUACACUAAAUUACCAUACUGCCUUGAUUACUACUAAGCAAACACAAGAGCACCCAAGAUGAAUAGUCCAUCUUUUGCUUGCUACUUUGUCUUUCUAUCAGUGAUCUUCUGUUUCUGCACGAAAAUCUCCUUAGCGGAUUCCGAUAAUCUCCAGGACACAUGCCCUACAUCCCCGCUAGCAAAACAAACCAUCUUCAUCAAUGGCUUCCCCUGCAAGAAUCCAAACGACAUCAGCGCCCCAGAUUUCAAGACUACCCAACUGACCCAACCGGGCGACACAGACAACUUCUCUGGCUCUGCAGUAACCAUUGUCACUGCUGCAGAGUUUCCAGGCUUAAACACUCUUGGCCUCUCAAUUGCAAGAACUGACUUGAGAGUUGAUGGUCUGGUGAGGCUCCACUCCCACCCAAGAGCUACGGAAAUGUUCUUUGUCAGCAAAGGCCUCGUGCUAGUGGGGUUCAUCGACACAUCAAACCAGCCAUUUGGGACGUUUCUUAAGGAAGGAGACGUGUUCGUGUUCCCCAGGGGCCUGCUUCACUUUUGUUUGAAUCUUGGCUAUGGCAGUGCCACUGGUUUAUCGGUGUAUAAUAGCCAGAAUCCAGGGGCGGUGACCAUGUCUGAUGCCAUGUUUGAGCCUACGCCAGAUGUGAUAAAGAAGCUUACAAAAGGGUUUGUCACUGGUCACCUUAGAAAUGCUACUUUAAGCGGAAUUUCAAGUUUUUAACAUGCAGUAAUUCAGAAUUAUCAUAUUUGAAGAUAAAUAGUUGUGUGUGUAUUAUAACUAGUUGAUGAUUGCAUACUGUGUCGAUAGUGUGAAGCGUGAUCAGUGUGAUGAGUUUGUGGGCUAAGAGCAAAAGUGGUCAUAAAUUAAGCCCCAUAUAUGGCUUAAUUUAUGAUUUUACUUGGUGGCCUAUUUAUUUCAUAGCAGAUUAUUGUAAAUUGUACUUUUGAUCCUCAAACGGUCAUAGGCCCAUACAAUGUAUUGUAUAAUUAUCCUAUUUUA
Molecule: messenger RNA, 1045 nt
Organism: Rosa chinensis
Lineage: Eukaryota; Viridiplantae; Streptophyta; Magnoliopsida; Rosales; Rosaceae
Product: germin-like protein subfamily 3 member 4
Exons: 1
Coding region: 101-766 (221 amino acids)
Cellular component (GO): cell wall
Molecular function (GO): manganese ion binding
Source: RefSeq, a predicted model, not a curated record